AACUACGAAGCCAAAGCGUACAAAGCUCGGUUCACGAAGGAGGCUGAGAACUUUGCAAAGUACCCGAGCCAACCUUUUGGACCAUCUCACAACUGGGUAUCUGACAAUGCAGCAGAUGUGUACAUGAUCUUAGUCUUUCGCGAUUACUGGAGUAUUCACUGCCUUGAAAUACAUGUGUUUGUUGUGUUAGCGUGGAUUUCAUAUGGAUUUGCAUGGGGUCUCGUGGGCUCCUCAAGCUCCCAGAGUUGCUAA
This is a messenger RNA of Botrytis fragariae, 252 nucleotides long. RefSeq lists its product as uncharacterized. The record is from RefSeq and is a predicted model, not a curated record. The transcript is spliced from 2 exons. The annotation marks the transcript as partial. NCBI's taxonomy places the organism in Eukaryota, Fungi, Ascomycota, Leotiomycetes, Helotiales, Sclerotiniaceae.